Molecule: messenger RNA, 3368 nt
Organism: Microbotryum saponariae
Lineage: Eukaryota; Fungi; Basidiomycota; Microbotryomycetes; Microbotryales; Microbotryaceae
Source: the annotation of a GenBank genome assembly
AUGGGCUACUCACCACACCCCAGUAUGCCGUCUUCCCCCACUGGAGGGCAAGGGCGACCGACUCGAUUGGCGGUGUUGACUUCGGGUGGGGAUUGUUCGGGAAUGGCACGUGCGCUGUUCUGGAGUACUGGCAGUGAAAAGGGGGAGGCUGAUGCUUGUGUGUGUGUGUGUGUGUGUUUUGGGGAAUAGAAUGCGGCUGUUCGUGCGGUGGUCAAGAUGGGCAUCUCGAGGUUCGUGACAGUUCAGUUUCGUUUCUCUACCGUGUCAAUUUGAUCGUCAUCGUGGGGGUCUCCUCCUCACCCGGGACGAGCGCGGAUCGACCCAAGACAAGGAAGGAGCGGGAGAUGGAUGCAGCGCCGUUCAGACCAGAAUGUACAUCUCGGAAUCACUCGACAGUCUUCGGGUUCGACGGUCGAUGCAUCAGAUCAGACGAGACGACGAUCACGGUGUCAAGCUCCGCCAGCCGCUCUCCGCCCUCGCCUCGCCCCACCUUGGGGAACACGAACCGUCGUCGGCCCACAUCCCGCGCAGGACGGAGGAUAAAAUCGCUGACCUUUUCGUGCUGUUCUGAUCGAUCAGAGGCUGCGAAGUUUACGUCGUCCGAGAAGGAUGGGAAGGGCUCGUGCGAGGUAACGAGAAUGAAGAACCGACCACGUCCCAGCUCACCACCUCGAACCUGACACCGUCCAACUCGACCAACGCGGCCGCGGGUUCGACGAACGCACGACCAACGGAGAGGAAGCCGAGUCGAGGACGGGGAGGCUUUGUCGCGACGUAUGGGGAGGGCGAGUUGCUGAAAGAAGGGGAGGGGGAACAAACGUUGAGAAAUAGGUUCAUCCUUAGGGUCAGUUCGGAGAGAGCGGGCUUACGGCUUUUGACAGUUGGGGCUCAUCCGUUUGCUCCCUACACACAGGUCGGUUGGGACGAUGUUCGAGGAUUCGCUUCCUUGGGAGGGACCUUGAUCGGCACGGCUCGCUGCGCCGCCUUUAGGGAACUCGAAGGACGCCGGAAAGCGGCCUUCAACCUCGUCAAGCAUGGCAUCGACGCCCUCGUCGUAUGCGGUGGUGACGGGUCCUUGACCGGCGCGGAUAGGUUGAGGGCCGAAUGGCCGGAUCAUGUCCAGGCCUUAUUGAAGAGUGGUGCGUGCUUUCACAGCGAGUCAGGUUUCGACGCUUGAACGUAAUAAUCUGAUGCAGCAAGUGUCACGUGCAGGUCAAAUCACUCCCGAGCAAUUCGAAGCGCAUCAGCACCUCAACAUCGUUGGUUUGGUCGGAUCGAUCGACAACGAUAUGGCCGGAACCGAUAUGACCAUUGGUGGGUGCGGACUCUAGAACCCUCCUGGGUAUUGAACGCUCUGUUUGGCUUUGUUGGGAGCUCGAAUCAUGCGGCGCAUCACAAUCCGUGCUCUGCUCGGAUUGUCCAAGCCCAAACCAAAGCCAGGCUGGGGUAUCCGCUAUUCGGGCGUGGAUGUUCAAUGGCUUUGCACGGAUAACUAAACUGACGCCAUGUUCUCCCCUCACGCCUCAGGCGCCACCACGGCUCUGCACCGAAUUUGUGAAGCCGUCGAUAGCAUCUCGUCGACUGCGUCCUCUCACUCUCGAGCGUUCGUCGUCGAAGUCAUGGGUCGAAAUUGCGGAUGGCUCGCCCUGAUGGCCGCCAUCGCCACCGGCGCGGACUACAUGUUCAUACCCGAACGACCACCAACGGCCGAGGACUGGCAAACGUCCAUGUGCACCGUCUUGGGUCGUCAUCGCGCCGAAGGCAAACGCAAGACCAUCAUCAUCGUCGCUGAAGGUGCUCAUGAUUGCAACCUCAAACCCAUCUCGCCCGAGGAGAUUAAGGAUGUCUUGACGCAACGACUGGGCCUCGAUACGCGAGUGACGACCUUGGGACACACGCAACGUGGUGGUGCGCCUGCGGCUUACGAUCGUAUCUUGGCGACGUUGCAAGGUGCCGAAGCUGUCGAAGCCGUCUUGGCGUCGACGGUCGACUCACCUUCCCCCGUCAUUGGGAUCCAAGAAAACAAGAUCCAACGUCAACCUUUGAUGGAAGCGGUGAAGAAGACCCAAGACGUCGCCAAGGCGAUCGCGGACAAGGACUUUGCCCGCGCCUUGUCGUUGCGCGAUCCCGAGUUCGAGGACUGCCUGCACGCUUUCCGCGCGACGACGAGGUUGAACGAGACGUACCGAGUACCGGAGAAACAGAGGAUGAGGAUCGCCAUCAUCCACACGGGUGCACCCGCGGGUGGGAUGAACGCCGCGACGAGGACAGCCGUACGAUACUGCUUGUGCCAUGGUCAUACCCCUCUGGCGAUCUACAACGGUUUCGUCGGUCUCUUGCACGGCAACGUCGCGGAACUGAGCUGGUUGCGCGUCGAUCAAUGGUCCACCCGAGGCGGGUCCGAACUCGGAACGAAUCGAGUCCUCCCCGACACGGACCUCGCGGGGGUGGCGGCCAAGUUGGCCGAAUACAAGAUCGACGGUUUGCUCAUCGUCGGUGGCUUCGAAGCAAUGGUAUCUCUCGAGCAACUCGAAAAGGGACGCAAAGAUCAUGCCGCCCUUCGUAUCCCCUUGAUUCAUCUCCCCGCGACGAUCUCCAACAACGUCCCCAUUACGGAAUGGUCCGUCGGCUCGGACACGAGUAUCAACGUCCUUGUCGAGGCUUGCGAUUCGAUCAAACAAUCCGCUUCGGCUUCGAGGAACCGCGUGUUCGUCGUCGAGACACAAGGCGCUGGAUGUGGGUACAUCGCCAUGUUGGGUGCUUUGGCAACCGGCGCGAACCUCGUCUACACACCCGAGAACGGUAUCUCGUUGGGCAUGCUCCAACGCGACGUCGAGUUCCUCAAGAAACGUUAUUCGCAAGACGUCGCCGGUAAAUCCGAAGGCCGUCUCAUCAUCCUUGCUGAAAAAGCUUCCAAGACGUACACGACCCAAGUCGUGACCAAUAUCUUUGCCGAAGAAGGCAAAGACUCGUUCGAUGCUCGUUCGGUCGCUUUAGGGCAUACGCUUCAAGGUGGGGUCCCUUCACCUCGUGAUCGAACGCGCGCUAUCCGUCUUACGGUCAAAUGCAUCGAUUUCCUUGAGAAACACCAUAAUCGGAAGUUGCAAAACCUCGCUCCCGAUCCUCAAGAUCCAGACGCAGCGACGAUCGUGAUCGAAGGCGCUUCGAUCCGCUUCGCUUCGUUGGAGGAGAUGGUCCAAGCGGCGGAUUUCAAGAAUCGAAGAGGGAAGGUGCAGUGGUGGACGAGCGCGAAAGAGUUGGUCGAGACGAUGGCGGGUCAGAAAGUGCCGAGUGAGGAGCUCGAGACGCCUUUGACGAGCCCGAGGACGGAGAAGAAGGAUCCGAAUGAGCGGUUCUCGAGGUUGUGA